Monascus purpureus is the source of this 1263-nucleotide messenger RNA. Lineage: Eukaryota; Fungi; Ascomycota; Eurotiomycetes; Eurotiales; Aspergillaceae. The record is from the annotation of a GenBank genome assembly.
AUGACGGACUCCGGUUCCAAGAAGGCCUCCAUCACGCAGUGGCAGCAGAAAGCUGCACAGCCGGCCCCGAGCCCCGAGGAGAACGCCGCUGUGCCUGCGGCUCCCCAGCGAGCUGCGCUUUUGAAUCAGGCAAGCAAGUUCCUACAAGAUGAUUCUAUCUCAAAAGAGUCUACGGAGCACAAAGUGGCAUUCUUAAAGACCAAGGGACUUAGCGACGAUGAAAUUCAGAGCGUCCUGGGCGCCUCGACGAGCACAGAUACACCUGCUACCAGCACAGCCGCGACCGAGGAUGCCUCCCAAGCUUUGUCUUCUUCUCCGACACCGUCAACAGACAAUAAUAAUGGACAUCAGCCUGAUGUCGCUAUAUCAUCAACGUCGUCACCAUCUCCCUUUCCAUCUUCAUCCUCCCCCUCUUCACAGCCCUCGGCAAAUCGCGACAUCCCUCCUAUAAUCACCUAUCCAGAGUUUCUCUUCCAGCCCUUGAAACCACCGCCACUGGUCUCGAUUCGCAGCGUUCUCUACACUAUCUACAGUACAGCCGCGCUAGGUACAGGUCUAUACGCCGCGAGUGAAUACCUGGUGAAGGCCAUGUUGGCCACCCUGGCAAACGCGCGACGCGAGCUCGCAGAGUCAGCCCACGAGAACCUCAAAACCCUCAACAAGAAAUUAGAAGAUAACGUCUCGGUUAUCCCUCCGCAGCUAUCUCUCUCUUCCCACCACUCCAAGGGUGACCAGGAAGGAGAAGAAGAAGGAGGUGACUCCGAUUCCAUAACCUCCGACCCAACCGAGCUCUGGCACAGAGAUGCCGCCACACAAACGUCCCCGGACGCUCUUUCUUCUUCUUCCACUGAGAAUCUUGCAAAUACACCACCUUCGACCAUCGACCCGGCAGAAAAGGUAAAGGCUCACGUGCAGAAAAUCGAAGCCAUCAACUCGUGUCUCCAGGACUUCCUCAAAUCGGAAAAGUUGUCCGACUCCCACGAGGACGCUGCCAGGAACCGUAUCGCAGAUAUGCGCUCUUACCUGGAUGGUUUGGCAUAUAGUGCUCCUUCUUAUGGUGCGACGACCGGGUACGGCGUCUUCACGUCUCCUGGGAUCGACAGUUUCGGGAGUUCUUCUGUAGGCCUUCCUAAGAGUGAGGAGGAUGCGAUUUCUAAUUUUAGGUCCGAGAUUCGUGGUUUCAAGGGAGCCAUGUUGAGUGCAAGGAAUUUCCCUUCAGGUGGUGCGAGGAGGAGCGGUGUUGGUGUCUCUAUCGGGAGGUGA